Caenorhabditis auriculariae is the source of this 4118-nucleotide messenger RNA. The record is from the annotation of a GenBank genome assembly. NCBI's taxonomy places the organism in Eukaryota, Metazoa, Nematoda, Chromadorea, Rhabditida, Rhabditidae.
AUGACUGCUCUGGCGGUCACUGGAGCCGCUGUGGCUGCUCCGUUGCUCUACGUUUUUGUAAGGUUUCUUUGUAGAUUUGUUCUGGUUGACAGGACUUCGAAGUUUCAGGAGAAAAUUCCCAGCGACUGUCAACUGUUGGUUUUGCAAUGAGAACACGAAAGUUUCCUAUUCCAACCGGUUUGGAUUUUGUCUUUUUCUCGAAAUAUUUUUCGCCAGUAAUUCGUUUGUAUGCUCUUCUUGUCAUCAGUAUAACGGUUUCACGGAGGACGGCGACUAUAACAGAAAAGUUCCUGGCCAAAGUUCUUUCAACCCGGAUGGCCACGGUUUCAGGUGAAUCUUUCUUGAUUUUCCAUACAACAUCCUGAAAUUUUCAUCAGAUACUGUGCUAGAACGGCUUCUUUGCAUAAAGGGCCAGUCAGAACUCUCGGUGGGAUAUCCCUGACCGAAGAUGGUUUUUCGCAGUUACUCGAAAAUUUCAAAGUUUUUGUUUCUCAGCUUCGAAUGGGGGUAACGGUCUUUGUGAACAUUGCAACCGGAACCAGGAAAGAAUCGUCAAUCUUUUGGCGGCGUUUGAACCGAAAAAUGAGGUUUUGUCCGAAAACUUACGGGAAAGAAUGACAGAAGAGGGAAACAGCUCAUUAUUUGAGAGUCGAUGGAACGAAGAACUCGACGAGUAUCGUUAUAAGCUUGAGCGGCUCUACCAGCUCUGUCCUCGAUGUACAUUAACCGUCCAUGGGAAAAUGGAAGAAGAGAAGGUGAGAAACUAAGCGCGUAAAGUCUCCCAACGGAGUGAUGCGUUGCGUGGCGCAACGCGAAAACAGCUGUCUGUGGUUAAAAGGGCGAGAGAUCGGGUCCGCCACCCGACGUGCACAUUGUUUACUCCGGUCCGCUAAUUUAGCGCCUUGGUUCGCAUGAUGUGCCAGAUCGUUCCUCUCUCAUAGGCGUUGCCGUUUCAGUCCUUGAGCUGGAAAGGUGUUAUGUUGGGAAAGACAUUAUCUUUUCUUCCUUUGAAACUUUGAUGAAGUUGUUAUGAAUUACAGUCUUUUUUUCUUGAAUCUCCAAAAGAGCAGAUAAUUUACGCUUAUUUUACAGGUGAAGUACUCCUACUUGCUUCAACUGAAAGAACGUCUUGCAUACUUCGCGAGGAAGGUAGAUCACGCGCUCAAUCCUGAUAAAAAGGUACCAGAAAUCCUUCUCAACCCCCUUAGAAGAAAUGUAAAACCUCUUUCUUUUUUGGUUCAAAUGUUUCACAAUUUCGUUCUUCAAAAAAGACGCUCUGAAAAAUAUCUUAUUUUUCGGAAGUGCUCGAUUAAAUAACCUCCUAUUUAUCAAAUAAAAUGUCGAGUAUCAUGUUUUAUCGGAAAAACUGGUUUUUCAAUUUUUCACGUAUCAUUUCAUUGAUUUUCCAUUUUUCUAGAGAAUUCUUAAAAGGCAACUUUCAAAAUUUUGAGUGAAGGAAAAAAAAGUUUGAGAGGGAGUAUACCUAUACCUUCAAAAAAAAAACGCAAUGAGCUGAGUGAAAGGUUCAGCGAAGUCGUCGCCGGUUCUUCGCGGGUGGUCGUGCAAGCGAGAUGCUGCACUUAAUCAAUUUCCUGCUUUCACUGGUGAUUUUCGCCGCAAAGUUCAACCAUUUGCAAGAGGUUUUUUUGUGAUACGAGCUUCUCUAUCUUUUUUUUCAAUUUCAGGACGGGGAGCUGGAAGUCUUGCGGAUUCCUCAUAUUCUGCGAGCAACUUUGCCCCUGGUUUACGAAGUUUCGUCUUGGAUAGUGGCUGCCAUCUUCUUCAUGCAGUUGGCCACUUUCAAGCUCAACAAGUAGGUUUCGUGAAAAGUAGUUCAAAACUGAAUAGUUGCUUCACGGCCCGGUCGAGUCUCCUUUUGACGGCUUAUAGAUGAUACAUGAUAACGGCUUCUAAUCGCAAUAAUUGCUCUAUUUAUUUCGCAAUGAUUUUACGGCUUCCGCGUCUUGAAUGGAAAAAAUCACGAAGCAAAAAUUAGAAAGGAGAGUUACUUAGCGUAUUCGAGUUGAAAACUCACUCUUGUUCACUCAGAAUCAAAAAAAAAAAACAAGGGUUUGAGAUGCCGCGUCACUCUCCCGGACCUGCUGCUGCCAUUCACAACUCUGCUUCAAGCACUAACUUUCCACCCAUGGUUCAUGGAGGUACUCGUUUUCCGCGUAUUCUGAGCCUGUCUCUCUUCCAGAACUAUGCUGACGACGUGGUUCUGUGUCGGUGCGCCUUUUCCUCUUUCAGCGCUAUUUUGGCUUCGGCAAUCUUGUUUGUUCCUCGAAAGUUCAAACACAAAAAGAGGCCCAACAACUUUAUAUCCAGGUUUUAUUAGGCACUUCUCAAAUUAAUUAUCCAAUCUUGAAAAGUGAUUUUCUAAUUUAAAAAAAAACCGAAGCUCUGCUUUUCUUCUUAAUUUCCAAGCUUCCAGCGCCUUUUCCGUCGCGUCAACUCCGACUUCUCAGUGCUCUUCGCGACUGGACAGUCCCAACACAACUGUCAAUGGAAUGAGCUCUGUAGACCGGAAAAAUGCUAGGAAGAGCCCAAAAAACAGUCCCCAGAGUGCCUUCCAUCGGAACGUUGCUAAAGGCGCUACAGGUGUUUUCCUCUUGACUGUCUCUUCAUUUCGUUUUAUAUCAGAUCUUUCCUCUCGAUCUGUCAUAUCCGACGUCUCAAACUUUUCCUCGGCUUCGCGGAUGAUGUGGAGGGAACGAGCCCGUGAAGUGACGCCCAUCAGAACGACGAACAGGGGAGAGGACAAGGAGAAUAACGAGGUUUGCAUUGAACAUCUUCUUCUUUGCAGAAAAAGCUUUUCCGUUUUCAAAUGCCGCGAUCAAAGUAGUUUCCGAUCCUAAAAAAUGAAAAACUUCUGGUUUAAAGAGACGUUAGAUUUGACUGAAAAUGUCCACCAUCUCGGCCGCAACGCGCGGGGUCUGACUGUUUUUUUGGAUCUUUCUUUUUCUACAUAUCCUCUGACAAUGACCAAAAAACGGGGAAAAAAAACACGUGAGGCCAAAAAAGAGGGUUUGGAAAUUGAACGCAACAAGAUUCGCACUUAAGGCUAUUCAGUCCUUUACAAAAAAUUAAAAAUAGAUUUACAAUGGAAAGAAAAUUUUGUAUCUCGAGAAAAUUUUUACAUGUUGAGAAAUGAUUAGAAUUUCGAGAACAAACUUUGUGAGGAUUUCAAGAACAGGAAGUCUAAAGUGUGAAAAGUGAAGACGAGGUGCUCGGCCAUCUAUCAAAAGCAUGUGAGUAUGGAGAAGGAUUAGCUUUAACUUUUUUUUUGCUUAUUUCUGAUGGUUAAGAUGAUGGACUGGGACGACAACGAAACCUUGUUGACAGCGAGAAACGGUUUCGAGCGAGAGACGACGCCUUCGCGCGAGUUGGCUCCGUCGAUUCGGUCGCUUUCCCUGGCUAUCGAUGGCGACUCUGCGUCGACAGUCACAGCCGCUUCUUUUCGCAGCGGCUUCUCCGCUCUCAAGCGUUUUGGCGGCUCCAAUUCAUCGACUGUGCUGCAAACGGCUCCCCUUGCCAACAGUCGAAUCGGCUUUGGAUCCACCGCAAAUUCUGUUUUCCCCACUUCGAAAUCUGUUUUUUCGGUUACUUCAUUUUAUUUUCCAGGUUGGAAACGACCAUUUUUAGGCCCAAAAUCCGUCUCAAGGAGCGAGAUCUCUCCUGACACCGGCACCGAGGAACGUUUUCCUCAAGCAUUCUCCGACCAACUCCGUUGCAAGGUUUGUAAAAUCAUCAUCAAUAAGUGUGAAAACCAGUUCAGAAAGUACAUAUAAAGAAUUUUAUUCCAAGAAAAAUCACAAGACGCUUCUUAAUAAACUACUUUUCCAGGUUGUAUUCUCUUAAAAUAACACGCCAGAGAAUGCGAUUAGAGAUCCUUCCGUGAAAAAUAAACAGCCUUUGAUUAGACCAGAUAAAUUUUUUUUUUUCGAAGAGCAAUAUUGGCGUCUGAUCAGUAAAUAAUCAGGUCGAUGAUGACAUCUAUCAGCCAACACACCAACGAAAACUCGUCCAAUCGGUUCUACACCAUGGUCAUUGCAUUCUUCGUUUGUACUACUUUCAUAUCGCAAAUCGCCUUGGUUUAUCUCCUUUUUAAAAAAUGA